This is a messenger RNA of Crotalus tigris (Tiger rattlesnake), 1930 nucleotides long. RefSeq names its product protein phosphatase 1 regulatory inhibitor subunit 2 (gene PPP1R2). The transcript is spliced from 6 exons. The record is from RefSeq and is a predicted model, not a curated record. The coding region runs from base 85 to 819 and encodes 244 amino acids. NCBI's taxonomy places the organism in Eukaryota, Metazoa, Chordata, Lepidosauria, Squamata, Viperidae. Gene Ontology annotation, biological process: regulation of signal transduction. Gene Ontology annotation, molecular function: protein phosphatase inhibitor activity.
CGCCCGCCCCGCACUUGUGACGACAGAGGCCGGCGCCCGGGCCGCACAUGCGCAGGCCGCGCGUACGGACCGGGCGCGGCGGCUAUGGAGGCGCGGGGCUCGGCGGGCGGCGGGAGGCCCGUGAAAGGCAUCCUGAAGAACCGCUCCGGCAGCGGCUGCGGCAGCGGCAGCGGGCGGGGCCUCGCGGACCCCGAGGCGCUCUCGCAGGCCUCGCCGCUGCCCCCCGCCGGGGGACGCCUGCAAGCGCAGCCGAGCUGCGAGAGCCGCGGCGAGGAGAAGAAGACGCAGAAGUGGGACGAGAUGAACAUCCUGGCCACCUACCACCCGCCCGGGAAGGACUAUGGGCUGAUGAAGAUCGACGAGCCCAGCACGCCCUACCACAGCCUGAAGGAGGAGGAUGCCGGCAGCGAUGCUGAGGAUAGCCCGGUCCCCACAGCGGACAUCCUGGCCAAAAAGUUGGCGGCCGCAGCACAAGGACAAGGCCCCAAAAUCCUUGCAAGGCAGGAGGACAGCAGUGAGGAGGAGGAGGAGGAGGAUGACGAGGUAGACCUGACUCCGGAAGAAUUGGAGAAAAAGAGGCAGUUUGAAAUGAAGAGGAAGAUGCAUUACAACGAGGCGCAGAACAUCAAGCUGGCCAGACAGUUGAUCGCAAAGGAAAUGCACGGCGAGGCUGCCGAGGAGGAAGAUUGUGAGGAGGAGGAAGACGAUGAGGAUGAGAUGCAGGAUGAGCGUAAAACGAGCACAGAAUCAGUACCUGCUUCUAGUGACCCGCUUGAGAACAUGGCACACAGCCUAGAAGAAGUCUGCUCAGGACUGUAAUAGCUCCCAACGUCACUCUUUUGUAUUCCUUGCCACAUCACCCUUCUGCAGGUCUGUUUCAACAGGUUGGCUUGCACUUUGAUAUUUGACAAAAACAGUGGUGAUCUCAAGGUUUUCUGUUUGGCAGUGAAAAUGUUGCUGAUGUGGCUGGUUCUGGUGGUCACAGAAGAAGGUUUCGUUGCUCAUCUGCCGAAGAACACAGCGUGGGGUAGCGCCAGUGAACCAGACCCUUCGGUGUCACCCCUUUCCCUGGUCUGAACCUCUGGACAAUUACCUCUUUUAUCGUGCUGUAGUAUUUGAGUACACACAAAUAUCCCCAUAAGGGCUUGAUGUUAAUGUGCCAUACUGCAGCCAGGAAAAGAAGGAGCCUCUUGGCAACUGACGAGGCCUUUUGCAAAAAGGGAUGAACGGGAGAGAGUUUUUAUAGCCUUUUCCCUUCCCCUCCUGCAGACUUUAUCCAGCCAGUUCUGAGAGGCAGGCGAGAGGGAAAGAGCAGCUGGGUGUGGCUUCCCCAGCUGCCUGUUCAGAGGUGGGAGUCGAUCAGCCUGCCUCAGUAGCUGCUGUACCUUUUUGGCCAGGAUUGGGAACACCACAAUAUGGGGUUCUUUCCUCCAUCACUCUGCUUCUCAGGGUGCCUUCCCACCUGGUCGGAGGCUGCCAGCCUCUAGAAAAUAAAAGUUAAGUGACAGCACCCGGCAGCCAGAGAGCGCCUCUUGAGACCCCGGUGUGGCCCAUACAGAAUGCACAGCCACCUGCUUUUGUUUCUUAACUAGAAGAGGCAGCGUUCCCACAGCCCCAUGUUAUCCUGUAGUUUUUUUGCGGUAACCUCUGCAUUCUCCGUGUCAUGAAUGAAACUGAAUCAAACAGUUGUUUUGUAGUUUGACUGGCCUGUGUGAUUUUCUUAAGACUUGGGCUUUUUAAGCCUCGGAAGUGGGAGGGGCAUCUGUUGGUCAGCUAAUGUUUGUAAAAUUAUUUCGAAUGUUCUAAUAAGCUGAAGUUGCCUAGAAAAUACCCAGGUUGUGCUACUGAAUUUGCUCCUUCACUUCUGGAUUCCAUUUCACUGGCUUGUUUCCUCCAUGUAACUGUUUUAUUAAAGUAAAGAAACCACUAA